UUAGGUAAAGCCUUGACCACACUGAAAGUGGGUUCAAAACCAUGGCAACGACAAGAAUGAGGCAAAACACGGAUUGUGAACAGUGCAAUGGCUUCUUUUUAGUGCGCUGCUGAAGGCGACGCGCAUUUGCAUAAGAUUUGUAUUCUGUUAUUGGCGUUUCUCCGCCAAUACUGUUCCUCACGAGACUGGAUUGAGGUUAUAUUUAGGCUCGCGGAGAAAACAGCGUGUUGGGUGAUUCCUCUGAAUGGUUGCUUGGUUUUUGUCAAGGACCUGCUGGUGGAGAAUUGCUGCAGAAGUGAGGAGGAGGAGGGCGGCGAGGGGGGAUGGCCGCUGCACAUCAAUACCAAAAUAGGAUAGAGCUGCCCGCGACAGUCCUGCACGAGCUAAAUUGAGGUCCGUGUGUUGUUGUUUUUGAAGAGCGUUCAAAGAGAGGACGCACUGUCAAGCGUUGAACAACACCGGGACAAUCGUGGAAAUAUGAUGAGAGGUAAUGUAGCCUUCUAUUUAUGAAUAAAAUGGUAAACACAGCUAUUGACACCACACGUUUGCAUGUGUUCUCCCAUAGAUACUAUGUCACUUAAGCAAGCUGAAAUUUACGCAUACGACUUCUGUGACGGCGACCACCCCGCGGAGCUCCUGGACGCCCUGAGACAUUUCUACAUCGGUGGCCUGUUCACCGACGUGGCUCUGCAAUGUGGCGACUCCGGGCAGGUGUUCCACUGCCACAAGGCGCUGCUGUCAGCCCGCAGCUCCUAUUUCAAAGUCAUGUUCACGGCCGACAUGAGGGAGAGGUCGAACGGUGUCGUCAAGCUCACCGGGGUGGACUGCGGGGUCCUGAGCGCGCUGGUGAACUACGUGUACACCGCUCAGCUGAGCAUCACGCAGGGGAACGUGCAGAGCCUGCUGGAGGCCGCCGACCUGCUGCAGUUCGUCUCUGUGAAGCGAGCGUGCGAGGAGUUUCUCGUGCGCCUCCUGGAUGUGGACAACUGCUUGGGGAUGCACGCUUUUGCCGAGCUGCACCUGUGCGCCGGCCUGGAGAGGGAGGCCCGCAGGGUGAUGCUGAGCAGGUUCACGGAGCUCAUCCAGCAGGAGGAGUUCCUGGAGCUGGAUGUCGGGAAGGUGAGAUCGGUGUUGGCUGCUCAGAACCUCACCGUGCAGAGGGACGAGGUGUUGAUAGAUGCCGUAGCCAAGUGGGUGACCCAUGACUUGGAUAAUCGCGUUCACUGUUCUGCAGAGUUGCUGCACUCCAUCCAUCUGGACCUUGAUGAGAUGUACUUCAAGGCUACAUUAGAGUUGCACAGACAACGCUUGCCGAGCAGUGGAGACAUUUUUAAAUCUGUGAUCGUUCAGGCUUUAAGGUCCAGUGGCAAAGACGUGUCCGCAAGCAGGAAAAUGUCUUCCAGCAUGUAUGUCAUCGGUGGAUAUUACUGGCACCCUCUUUGUGAGGUCCACAUCUGGGAUCCUAUCAGCAACACCUGGGUGCAAGGAAAAGACAUGCCUGACCACUCCAGAGAGAGCUACAGCGUCAGUUUACUUGGAGCAAAUAUCUAUGUGACCGGUGGUUACAGGACAAACUCUGUCGAGGCUCUGGACACGGUUUCGGUUUAUAACUGUGACUAUGAUGAAUGGACCGAGGGCUGCCCCAUGAUCACUGCUAGAUACUACCAUUGCUCUGUGGCGUUGCAUGGCUGUGUUUAUGCCAUCGGAGGAUACAGAGGAGGAGCUCCAGAGCAAGAGACAGAAUGUUAUGAUCCCUUGAAAAAGAAAUGGUCCCCUUUGGCCAAAAUGAUCCAAGGUGUAGGAAAUGCCACUGCCUGCGUGAUGGGAGAUCAAAUCUAUGUGACCGGAGGUCACUAUGGGUACAGAGGAAACUGCACCUAUGAAAAAAUCCAAGUCUACAAGCCUGAUGUCAAUGAGUGGAGUAUCAUUACAAUAAGUCCUCAUCCAGAGUACGGGCUGUGUUCUGUGUCUCUCAACAACAAGCUGUAUUUGGUGGGUGGACAGACGACUGUCGCAGACUGCUACGACAUAGAGAGAGACGAAUGGAGACCAAUAUCAUUGAUGAAGGAGAGGCGGAUGGAGUGUGGGGCGGUGGUCAUUAAUGGUUGUAUUUAUGUAACAGGGGGAUACUCCUACUCAAAAGGGACUUAUCUGCAGACCAUUGAGAAAUACGACCCUGAGCUGGACUCGUGGGAGAUUGUGGGGACUCUUCCAAGCCCAGCCAGAUCACAUGGAAGUGUUUGUGUUUACAGUGUUUAGUGUCAAACCCUCAUCACAUCAUUUUGUGCCAAAAUGAAUCAGAUUGUGAACUGUACUCUGUCAAAGUCUGCAAAUGUCAGAUACUAUCACACAUGUCAAGUUAGCCCAGUAUAACGGCUGUUAAUAGAGAGCUACCCAUUUGCCAAAGUGUGAAUAUAACAACAAGCAUUUCACUUAAACUCAGGGGCUUCAUCAUUAGCACUUUACUUGUAAGUAUUUCUGUUUUUAUAGAUGAAAGAAAAUACUGAAAAGAGAAAAAAGAUGACUGUAUAUGAGUAUUAUUCAAAUCCACUUUAUAUAUAUAUAUGCAAAACCCAUCUCACUGAUGUACUAGGAUACUCUAAAUAAUAAUUUCCCUUUAUUGAUAGAAAUGUACUAUUACUUGAUUUAAUAAAUCACUACCACUAUGAUGGGAUUUCUGCCUGAAUUCAUAGUGAGCUCCAUAUAUACGUUUUAUCACAUUGUUUCUAAACAGUCACUGUGAGAUUUUUGUUUGGCUCCAUCCUAUAUAGACUGUCAGCUUUUAUAUAACAUUUGAUAUAAGUUAUAGUGUAGAGGCAAGGCAAAUGCAUUUGUAGAGCAAUUUUCAGCAAAAAGGCAAUUAAAGGUGCUUUACAAUAUAACAAAUCUACUAUUACAAAAUUGUAAUUUGGGAUCAUAAGAGAACACAGGUGCUCUUGAUUGCUUGCUUCAAAAAGAGAACGAGAAUGUGUUUGUUUCCCGAAAACAAAUUCACAAAAAAGUCUCCUCAUGUUUGAUCUUUUUUUUCUUUAAUUUAUUUUCAGCUAAUGGAGUGAGAAAACUGCUCACACAUUUCGGCUUGAAGCUUUGAUCAGAGCAUAUAACAUGUAACGGCAGACUCUUUUUUUCCAUUGGACAUCAAUCAACACUAAAACAAUUUCACCUUUACACAUGUGACCAGUGGUGAAAGAAGUACUCAAAUAUUUCAGUAAAAGUAGCAAUACCACAGUGUAAAAACCCCCACAUCUGUUUCAAGUAAAAGCCAUGCAUUCACAAUUUGAAAAGUACUUCAAAAUAUACAAUACAAUUAAAAAUAGUUACAUUUUAAGAAUAAAAUACAACAAUUAAAAU
Molecule: messenger RNA, 3351 nt
Organism: Anarrhichthys ocellatus (wolf-eel)
Lineage: Eukaryota; Metazoa; Chordata; Actinopteri; Perciformes; Anarhichadidae
Gene: klhl23
Product: kelch-like family member 23
Exons: 3
Coding region: 550-2259 (569 amino acids)
Molecular function (GO): protein binding
Source: RefSeq, a predicted model, not a curated record